This is a messenger RNA of Limanda limanda (common dab), 2681 nucleotides long. It is a transcript of the gene arhgef3, whose product is annotated as Rho guanine nucleotide exchange factor (GEF) 3. The record is from RefSeq and is a predicted model, not a curated record. Gene Ontology annotation, molecular function: guanyl-nucleotide exchange factor activity. Gene Ontology annotation, biological process: intracellular signal transduction; positive regulation of Rho protein signal transduction. The transcript has 11 exons. NCBI's taxonomy places the organism in Eukaryota, Metazoa, Chordata, Actinopteri, Pleuronectiformes, Pleuronectidae. Bases 393 to 2363 code for a protein of 656 amino acids.
UGGUUCCUGUUCCUGAGGGUCUGCUGCUCCACUCAGACUGUGACCUGAUGAGUCGGAGGAGGACGAGGGAGAAAGGCGGCCGACAGAGGAGGGUAGAAAACAGCAGGAGAGAGAGUGAGGAGCAGAAAAGGCACUGGAGGAGAGAAGGAGAAAGAGAAAGAGGAGAAAGCAAUGUGACGGUGCAGGAGGAGAGAAGAAGUGCGGACUCCAGAGGAGGAGAGAAGAGAUCGCAGAUGGUGACUUUCACGUGAGGAGGAGAAAAGAAAGCAGAGCUGAUGUGACUUUGGGGUAAAAAAACAAAAGAGGAGAUCUGGAGAAGGAGGAGAAGCAGAUGUUUGCAGAGAGAGAUUCAUUAGCACUUGAAGUGGGAUUGAGAAGCACAUCUGGUCCUGAUGAUGGGCUGCUGCCUCUUUGUUCACUACCGGAAGAAGAGGAAGCAGGCGAGCAGGGAUGCAGACUCCCUCAGUCUCUGCAGUCUGGACAUCAACGAGCCCAGCACCAAGCGCAGUAAGCCUGUCUCCCGGGGGACGUCUCUGGCCAACCUGCUGCCGCCCGUCAAGACGGCGCCGCUCAAGAGGAUCAGUGAGACGCUGCAGCGCUCCAUCAGUUUUCGUAAUGACAGCCGGACAGAGAGAGCUGCUCCUCCUCCUCCUCCUCCACCGCCUCCUCCCUCCUCCUCCUCCUCCUCCUCCACGAUGAAGACGCGUGUCACCUCGGCGACGCUCUCCGUCCCCUCCUCCUCUGUUACUGCGACCCGGGGUCCCACGGCAACAGCCCCAGCCGCCAAGCGCCGGGACAGCAAACUGUGGAGCGAGACGUUCGAUGUCCGACUGGGGGCGACACAACCGCUGAGCCCGAAGGAGAUCAAACGACAGGAGGCUAUAUUUGAGUUGGCUCAGGGCGAGCAAGACCUGGUGGAGGAUCUAAAAUUGGCAAAGAAGGCUUAUCGUGACCCGAUGCUGAAGUUGUCCAUCAUGACCGAGCAGGAACUGAACCAGAUCUUUGGAACCUUGGAUUCGCUGAUACCGCUGCACGAAGCUCUGCUCAGUUGCCUCAGAGAUGCCAGAAAACCGGACGGCUCCACCGAACAUGUGGGACACAUCCUGACUGACUGGCUGCCCUGUCUCUCCUCCUACACCCCCUACUGCAGCAACCAGGUGAAGGCCAAGGCCCUGCUGGACCAGAAGAAGCAGGACCGGCGGGUGCAGGACUUCCUGCAGCGCUGCCUCCAGUCGCCCUUCAGCAGGAAGCUGGACCUGUGGAACUUCCUGGACAUUCCCCGCAGCCGGGUGAUGAAAUAUCCCCUGCUGCUGAGGGAGAUCCUGAAGCACACCCCCCACGAGCACCCGGACCAGCAGCACCUGGAGGAGGCGAUGCUGAUGGUUCAGAGCGUGGUGGCCGACAUCAACAGGCGGACGGGGGAGUCGGAGUGUCAGUCCUUCAAAGAUCGUCUGCUGUACGCCGAGGUCGGACAGAGGAGCGAGCUCAUCGACCGGUCCAGGAGCCUCAGCUGCCACGGAGAGCUGAAGAACAACAGAGGACUCAAGCUCCAUGUCUUCCUGUUCCAGGACGUCCUGGUCAUCACCAGGUCCGUCUCGCUGAACGACCCCCCGGUCAGCUACCAGCUCUGCCGCCAGCCAAUCCCCAUCCGGCAGCUGGACCUGGAGGACCUAUCGGACGGAGAGAUGAGAGUGGGCGGGUCCAUCAGAGGCGCCUUCAGCAACAACGAGCGCACAAAGAACUUCUUCCGGGUUUCAUACCGCGCCGGAGGUCAGCUGCAGAGCCACAGCUUCCAGGCCAGCGACGCCUUCAACAAGCAGCAGUGGAUCAACUGCAUCAGGCAGGCCAAGGAGGCCGCGGCGCUGACCGGAGACCAGCCACCACGGACCGCCCCGUGUCCGGAGACGGGACUGGGGGGACAGAUUGGACCACUGGGUGGGACAGCGCUGAGUUUGCAAGGGGAUUCAGGGCAUGAAGAAGAAAAGGGGAUGUGGGGGCAGGCGGGUCUGGGUGGAGGGAAAGAUCUGAGUUUAAGUAAAGAGGAGGGGCCAGGUUUGUCUCAGGAAACAAUGACGGGUAAGGAGACGGAGACGGGUUUGAGGACAGGUGAGAUGGAGACAGGACAGCGUCUCUGUGAUGAGGCGGACGCCAGAGCAGACUGGAAGAUAGACGGAGGAGGAAGAGGAGGAGAAGGAGCGACUGUCAGCAAUGGUGUUCCCACCUUCCUCCUCUCCCCUGCUCCUCCACCUGAAGAGGAUGAGGAGGUGAUGGCCGGGGAGCGGAGUGACCCUAAGGAGGAGGAAGAGGUCGGCAUGGAAACGAGCGGGGGGGACUCCAUGGAGGAACUGUCCCUCAGGUGCUGAAACGAGGACCAGACAGAAGAAGGACUGGAACAGCAGCCAAUCAGACAAGGGACUUCAUGAUGAAGUCAAAGACAACAAUCAAACAAAGUUGUUACGACGCGUUUACCACACGGCACCUGCUGUAUCCUCACUGCUGGUAACCAUGGGAACCACUUACUCUGGACCACUGGGCCCAUGUUGGGAGGAUUUAAUGAGAAGUGGACGAUGCUCCAGACCUCCCAGUGAAAGUUGUUCCCCAGGGACAUGCUGCAAAAACAUUGUUCAGGCUUCCUCAGGUUGUUCACUGUAACUUCCCUCAGACUCCACACACACACACAC